Aspergillus uvarum CBS 121591 is the source of this 2474-nucleotide messenger RNA. RefSeq lists its product as uncharacterized. The coding region runs from base 291 to 2474 and encodes 727 amino acids. The transcript is spliced from 5 exons. The record is from RefSeq and is a predicted model, not a curated record. NCBI's taxonomy places the organism in Eukaryota, Fungi, Ascomycota, Eurotiomycetes, Eurotiales, Aspergillaceae.
CUUGAAGGUUGAGUGGCUUUCAACAAGUGAAGCUGAGACUAUCAGUAUCGUCCUUUUGCCACUCCAGUCAAGCUCAAACAAUCGGACUGAUUUCGAUUUGUCCGAAGCAUCAGCCAUGUUGGAUAAGAAACCCCGCUUCCAUCAUUCGGAGCUCCGGCGAUCGAGUUCGGAGACCAAAGUGCUGCUGUCCGGCGCUUGGGACUUUUACUUGAGCAAUGCCCCUCCCCAGAUUUGCUGCAGUCUGAUUAUUGCUUCGUCUCGGACACAGAGUGGUAAGCUGUCUUUCUAGAAUGGCUAAAACACAUCAACCGGACUCAGUCGAGAAUACGAACGCGCCUGCCUCAGUUGGGGUCCGGCGACUCUCACGCCACGCCCCGCCUUCCGCACAGCAGCAACUCGAGAGGAUUGCAAAGCAGUCAUUGACGAUGGGGAUUUUCUUUUGCCCCCGGCUCCGCGCGUACUGGAAGAAACCAGACCCGCCAGGAACGGGGCCUGCGUAUCCACUGCAUCCAGUCACUUCGCCUCCAAAUGGAGCUGUGGAAAGUGGUCAGGGUAGUGCUCAGCUCACCUCCAGAGAAGAUGCCGUUCGCUUCUCCUCCACUGGGACCUCCGCCGGCGGCUUGUCGGACAAAUUACGCAAGCGAUUCUCGCGAGAACACAAAGGCCUCCAUGGAACCCCCACGAGGGCCGGGCGGAAAUCUGGAUCGUCUACCUUCCGCAGUCCGUCGAGAUUCGCCAGUAAUCGGCUGGACACAGUCUCCCCUGUUGGCCUUGGAAGCAGUUUGAUGAGUGAGAGGGGCUAUGACAGUGAUGCUCAGUUCAUCAGCACCCCCAAACAAACCAGCCGCACACCAGAACGCUUAGUCGCUGAGUCUCUCGCACACGAGACAUCGCUGUCAAAGCUUCGAUCCCGUGGGAAUGAAAGCAACGGUCACUCUGCCCCAGGCAGUACAUAUCUUGCAGCAAAUGGAGACCCAUGGAAUGCACCUGGAUUAGAUCAGACUAUACUGGAGGGAACACGAAAUCCUUGGUCUUCUAUGGGCCAGGCAAUCUGGACCGUCCAUCCGACAUCAACUCCUCCUUUCUCCCGUGUGGCAAGCAGUGCAAGUCGUCGGGUACAAGCUGCACAACCUUAUCAUGCUGGCUUCAUCACUCCAAAGUCAACAGAGUGUGCGCCAUGGGAUAAGCAGGACGGAUACUCUUCACCUUCUCAAAUAGGAACCCCAAAGCUGGCGAACCCGCUGCAUGGCUCUCCGGAUAUUCCCGAAGGCAACCAUGUCUCGUCCUCAGGAUGUUAUGAGUAUCGCUCGAGGACUCCAGGCCACGCCUCCCCGGUGCCAACGCAUUACACGACAUCUGUAGACUCGCUAGCUGGACCAUCAACGGGACUUUCGGUUAGGAAGAGAAGACAGCAGCCUCUACUGUCUGCCUCCGGCAAUGAAUCCGUUCAUCUCGAGGAUAUGGAGAUUCACAGGAUGCUGGCAUCUUGCACAACCUCUCCCAGGGUUCUCUCAACGAAACAAUCCUUCGAGGGUAAUCCAUGGGCCAGUGAUGUCAGGCUGCGGAAGCCAGCGCAACAGCUCAUCGAUGAUGGCCCAGUGGCGGGCAAAGGCAAAGCGAGGGACAUCUUGUAUCGCCCCGGCAAGCCCCUAGAAGAACAGUCUGGUCCAUGUGCUACCAGCGCUUCAAUCCGAGACGCGCCACCGGAGACUGAUAUUCAGACUGCGAAGGCAAGCCUUGCCGAAGACCAGCCACAAGAGCAGGAUAUAACUUCGCUGUCGAAAAAAGCGGGAACUGGUCUCGAUAUCUCGUCCAUAAUUGGCCACAUCAACCCUCGCAGUUGGUCCGGGGUUACUAAUGAAACUACAGGCGAUGAGUCUCUCAAGUCUUCUCUUCUGGGGAAGUUCUCAAAAAAGAAGAAGGAUCAAUCCGACCCGGAACCUUCAGCUGGCGUAAAGGACCCUUGGGAUUUCUGUGCCUGGGUCGAUCCUAACCAAUCUCCAAGCGAACAACAGCCCCCACAAGCAAGCCCGUCAGCAUCCAGUAUGAGCACAGAAGGACGAGGAAUGUCUCUGGGAAGAUGGUCGACCCUGCGUCGCACCGGAAGUCUAUGGGCUAAAGGCCGCAGUAUGUCUGCGAUGGCGCGCGACCUGGAGGCCAAAGCAGCUGCCAAGUUGAACGUGUCGGCCGGGCGGUUCCCAGUGAUACAAAAGAAAGACGGGCGAGCUAUGAAAUUCCGGGUCUUGGACCGUAAGCGCCGAGCCCAAACAGACGAGGAUGGUGAGCCGAUUGUUCCUCUAAAGCAAUGGCCCGGCGGAAAGCACAAGUCCUCUUACGAGGAAGAUGGACCAAGCAGACCUAGCGUAGACCCGGUUCGCAAACAGUUCUCGGAACAGACUGGCUCGACUGUUGUCACUGAUGGCUGGGAAAGCAAUUAUCAGGAUUGUGAGGAGAUCUUUACUGUAGGUGAGUGA